CCGAUGUGGGAAGAAAAGAAUCAGACUUUUCCUAAAGAUUUCAUUCUUUUAGGAUUAUUGCAUCAAAACCAGUAUGGAUUCCUAUUCUUAACACUUAUUCUCAUCAUUUUUAUGGUAGCAAUUACAGGAAAUACAGUUUUGAUUCUUCUGAUUCGCUUUGAGAUCUGGCUCCACACUCCAAUGUAUUUUCUUCUCAGCCAUCUCUCCUUUAUGGAUAUAUUGCACAUCUCCAACAUUGUUCCCAAGAUGGCCAGCAACUUCAUAUCAGGCAGGAAGUCCAUCUCAUUUGCAGGUUGUGGAGUGCAGGUUUUCUUCUCCCUAAUUUUUUUGGGUUCUGAAUGCCUUCUUCUCUCAGCCAUGUCCUAUGAUCGCUAUGUAGCUAUCUGCCGCCCACUGCAUUACCCCAUCCUCAUGAGCCAUCGGAUCAGUGUCCUUCUGGCUGCAGGAUGCUGGCUUGUGGGAACCAUCAACUCUACAAUUCACACAACUUAUGUACUGCACCUCCCUUUUUGUGGCACAAGAGCCAUUGACCACUUCUUCUGUGAAGUCCCAGCCAUGUUGAAACUCUCCUGUGUUGACACAUCGCACUAUGAAGGAGGAGUCAAUGUGAGUGGUGUAGUUUUCCUCCUCACUCCCUUUUCCAUCAUUCUUGCCUCUUAUUGUCAGAUUCUCCGUACUGUGCUUCACAUUAAAUCUAUGGAGGCCCAGAAAAAAGCCUUCUCCACUUGUUCCUCCCAUCUGGUUGUGGUUAUCAUGUACUAUGGGCCAUGUAUUUUUACAUAUAUGAGACCAAGAUCAUAUCACACUCCAGGUCAGGACAAGGUCUUAGCCAUCUUAUAUACCAUUCUUACUCCUAUGCUCAACCCUAUCAUCUAUAGUCUCAGAAAUAAAGAUGUCUUAUGUGCCCUGAAGAAGGUUUUAGGAAAGGUGCUUGUGCACAGAAAUUAA
Antechinus flavipes (yellow-footed antechinus) is the source of this 948-nucleotide messenger RNA. Its product is annotated as olfactory receptor 2AJ1-like. The record is from RefSeq and is a predicted model, not a curated record. Lineage: Eukaryota; Metazoa; Chordata; Mammalia; Dasyuromorphia; Dasyuridae. The transcript has a single exon. Gene Ontology annotation, cellular component: membrane. Gene Ontology annotation, molecular function: G protein-coupled receptor activity; olfactory receptor activity. Gene Ontology annotation, biological process: G protein-coupled receptor signaling pathway. The coding region runs from base 4 to 948 and encodes 314 amino acids.